Messenger RNA from Morus notabilis, 1626 nucleotides. Its product is annotated as putative GPI-anchor transamidase. Gene Ontology annotation, cellular component: GPI-anchor transamidase complex. The record is from RefSeq and is a predicted model, not a curated record. The transcript has 10 exons. Lineage: Eukaryota; Viridiplantae; Streptophyta; Magnoliopsida; Rosales; Moraceae. Gene Ontology annotation, molecular function: GPI-anchor transamidase activity. The coding region runs from base 119 to 1357 and encodes 412 amino acids. Gene Ontology annotation, biological process: proteolysis; attachment of GPI anchor to protein; protein localization to cell surface.
UUUUUCUUUUUCCUUCGAAGCGAUCUUUGUUCGAUCGCACCUGCAAACGAAGUUGUUUUUAUUUGUUUCCCUCUUUGCUCGGAAAAUUGUACCUUUAGGUACAGCAGAGAUUUCAAGCAUGCUGUUCAAGAUUCGAACUCUGUUCGAUUCAAUGGCGGUAACACCGCUGUAUCUGUAUCUGUUUCUGUUUCUUGGUCCGAGUAAUUUCAGCAAUUCCCCUUUCGCACAUGGUUUUCCUUCUUCCUCUUCUGAUACCACUAUGCACACCAACAACUGGGCUGUUCUUGUCUGCACCUCUCGCUUCUGGUUUAAUUAUAGACACAUGGCCAACACUUUGUCCUUGUAUAGGACAGUUAAGAGACUUGGAAUACCUGAUGAGAGGAUAAUACUAAUGUUAGCGGAUGAUAUGGCAUGUAACGCCCGAAACAAGUAUCCUGCUCAAGUUUUCAACAAUGAGAACCACAAGCUUAACUUGUAUGGAGACAAUGUUGAGGUUGAUUAUCGAGGUUAUGAAGUGACUGUUGAAAAUUUUUUACGGGUAUUGACCGGGCGACAUGAAACUGCUGUUCCAAGGUCUAAGCGUCUAUUAAGUGAUGAAGGAAGCCACAUUCUUUUGUAUAUGACUGGGCAUGGGGGAGAUGAAUUUUUGAAGUUCCAGGACUCGGAAGAGCUCCAGAGUCAUGACUUGGCUGAUGCUGUUAAACAGAUGAAAGAAAAGCGUAGAUUUAAGGAGCUGCUGAUAAUGGUGGAUACUUGCCAAGCUGCCACUCUCUUCUCUCAGCUUCAGUCACCUGGAGUUUUGGCUAUUGGAAGUAGCAUGAAAGGAGAAAACUCAUAUUCCCAUCACUUGGACUCUGAUGUUGGAGUUUCCGUUGUGGAUCGUUUUACAUUUUACACUCUUGCCUUCUUUGAGAGACUAAAUAUGUAUGAUAAUGCUUCAUUAAGCAGUCUUUUCAAUUCUUAUAACCCAAGCACAUUGAUGUCAACGGCGUACUAUCGAACAGAUCUAUACCAACGACGUUUGGAAGAGGUACCAGUGACAAAUUUCUUUGGUUCAGUCAUGGAAACAAUACAUACUGAUGCAGCAUACAGAGCUCCUUCAAGAAAAACUUCCGGAAGAGCUGAUAUCAAGACGUCUCCAGAUAAAAUGGUCACUGAUGAUCAAAUCAAAACGACAACAAAUUCCAAUGUUUUGGAUCAAAGUAGCGAUCAGAAACAAGCUGAUCAAGCGUGCCCUUUUGCGCGCCUAAUGAGUAGUUUUAAAAACAAGGUCCAAACGGUUGAAGAAGCCGAUUCCUUAGUGAACUAUGGCUUGGUCACGAUGAUUCCGUUGUUGCUGCUCUCGACGUUGCUAUAAUAUGUGAAGAUCUUGAUCAGCUUGUUUGAUUUAAUCUCUUUCAACAUUCAGACAUUCACGCCAGUAGGUGCAUUGUAAUUCUUUUACAAGUUUUCUUUAGUGGUAAUUGUGAUUGGCCCAAUCGUAUUCACUAUGGGUUUAAUUUUGGCUUUCUUUGUACUCAUCUCUCUAUAGAUCUGCUUUUCAGAGAGGAGGGUCAGGGUGAUAUGUAACGCAUAAUUGUUCUUCUCACAAGUCUUUUCCCCCAAAAUUAACAUGGUUUCUACGUA